Molecule: messenger RNA, 951 nt
Organism: Anthostomella pinea
Lineage: Eukaryota; Fungi; Ascomycota; Sordariomycetes; Xylariales; Xylariaceae
Source: the annotation of a GenBank genome assembly
AUGAGGAACGGCCUAUCUGCAACGCUCACGGCGGCAUCGCUCUCCUCGCGAGCAUAUACCGCCCGGCUGUGUGGCAACACCACGGCUCCAUCCUCGACGUACCAGUGGCGCGUCGGCGACGCGAGGUACGAUGGCGCAGACCCCAGCAAGACCGACGGCUUAGCCACGGUGGCACUCAGCGUAGUACCAGAAGACACCAGCAGCAAUGCUGCCUUCUUCGAGUGCGUUGCGGAGUGGCCGGAAGCCUGGGCAGGCUGGUACGAGGACAGCAACAUCAUCUGGAGCGACUGCAUCUGGGCUGGGAACGGACCGACGUAUGACACGGCUAUAGCGUUUGCAGUCGAUUGGAACAAUCGCACACUAUUCGUGUCUCAUACGUUUGGUUGCUCGGAUAGAUCGGGAUCUGAUGCCCUGGCCAUAGGAGCAGCGCAUCUCGACAUGGACUGCGCCGACGUGGAUGGCAGUAGCAACUGCAUCCUGCCCACGAGUCUGAACGUCACCACCCAAGCCGCCCCAGCACGCCUUCAGACGAACCCGACCUGUACCGACAACUCGGCGAGGUACCAGUCGUGGCAGCUUGAGAACUGGACACGCCAGUACGAGAUGGUCCCUGGAUCAUCGGCUAUCACGCCCCAAUCAGAUACCGGCACCUCGUUCACGCUCAGGAACAUGGUCAACAGCGACAUGUUCAACUGCUCUCCAUCCGGAGACCAGAACGACACGUUUGUUGGCACUUGCACCCCAGCGACGGGAGGAAGCCCGACGACGACGGCGACGUUCCGGUUUGAGCCGCUGCGGGGUAUGCUCUCGAUCACGCAGCAGUGGAGUUGCAGUGACUCACCUUCGUUUGAUGCCGUGGGUGUCAGCUACGUGCAAGCGACGUGUGCUCGCGAGGGCAACAUGCUUAAUUUCACCUCGGAUCCGCUCUGGAUUGGGACGAAGACGGUCUGA